CCCAAGUAGAUAUUGGAACAUGCUUAGUAUGUGGAAUCACACAGUUUUGCUGCUUUCAGUGUGCUCCGAACCACAGGGGAAUGGGGUAAUGUAUAAUGUCACCAGUGUGGGCUUAACAUCAGCAGGAAAAAGAAAAGUGACAGAAGAACAGAAAGCCGUGAUACUACCCAGUUGCAAAAAAAUUGUCUUGGCACAGGUUUUCAGCUGGGGUUUUGUAACCAUCCCACGGAAAGAAAGGGAUCAGAAGAACAAAUAGGUACCGGAGGGUGGAUGAUAUAAAAGGGGAGGUCAGAAAGUGAGUGAGAACACAUACACAUGCAGAAUCAGAGGGAGGAGAUACAAAGGGAGAUGUGAGGUGUAGAAACUGCCUUUAUUUUUCUUUGAGCAGCCAGUGGAUCCAGUUUGUGUGUAUGAGGAGAUGGACAGGGAUGGUUUGUGCUCCUGCAUGAAGAGAAUGCAGCAGGAUCCUGUCCCACGGUUAUGAUCCAGCUUCUCAAGUGACAUACAUUGGUCAGAGAUGCCUAUAAUAUCUGGAAACAGCGAACAAGACUAUAAUAACCUAAGCUACUCCUCCAGCAGUACCUUGAACCAUUUCUUUCCGAUUGCUGUUGAAUCUCAGACACUUAAAGGAGUAAGGUAUCAAAGGGCUCAAAGGAUCUAUGACACAGAUGAAGUCUAUACAGCUGACCUGAAGCAAGAAAUUAUUAUUAAUGUAGGAGGAAUUAAAUACCUCAUGCCUUGGAGUACUUUGGAUGAAUUUCCUAUGACAAGACUUGGAAAAUUAAGGUUUUGCAGCAGCUAUGAGGAGAUCAUCCAAAUUUGUGAUGAUUUUGAUGAAGACACCAAUGAAUUCUUUUUUGACAGGAACCCUUGUGCUUUCAGCAUGAUUGUCAGCUUCCUGGCAGCAGGCAAGCUGAGGAUCUUGAGGGAAAUGUGUGUCCUGUCUUUUCAGGAUGAGCUAACUUAUUGGGGUAUUGAAGAGUCCAAUCUGGAGAGAUGUUGUCUUAGGAAGCUUUUCCAGAAACUUGAGGAACUUGCUGAGAUCGGAAAAGAAGAGGAAGCCCAGAUGAACAGGGAAACCAUAAUGGUUCUUGAUGACAACACCAAAGUUGGCAAUUGUAUGGGCAAACUAAGGGAUAUGGUAGAAAAUCCACAAUCGGGGAUCCCUGGAAAGGUGUUUGCCUGCCUCUCUAUUUUAUUUGUGGCCACCACCGCUAUAAACCUAUGUAUAAGCACCAUGCCAGACCUCCGAGCUGAGGAGGACAGGGGCGAAUGCUCCCAAAAGUGUUAUAACAUCUUCAUCAUUGAGACCAUUUGUGUGGCCUGGUUUUCAUUUGAGUUCUUCUUGCGUUUUAUUCAAGCGAAGAGCAAAUGCCAGUUUUUCAAGGGACCUCUAAAUAUUAUUGAUGUAUUGGCUAUAUUGCCAUAUUAUGUUUCACUAGUAGUGGAGGAUGAGCAAAAAACUGUGGAUAAACCUGGCGGCAAUUCCUACUUGGAGAAGAUAGGGCUGAUUCUGCGUGUUUUACGUGCCUUGAGAAUAUUAUAUGUAAUGCGGCUGGCAAGGCACUCACUCGGCCUGCAGACUCUGGGACUUACAGUACGAAGAUGCACAAGAGAAUUUGGACUUCUCCUACUCUUCCUCUGUGUGGCGGUAACAUUAUUUGCCCCUUUGGUUCACUUAGCUGAAAAUGAAAUGGGAAGAUGCCAAGAGUUUACAAGUGUACCUGCUUCAUAUUGGUGGGCUAUUAUCUCCAUGACCACAGUAGGUUAUGGAGACAUGGUACCAAGAAGCAUUCCAGGUCAAGUAGUAGCUCUGAGCAGCAUUCUUAGUGGAAUUUUAAUCAUGGCCUUUCCUGCAACAUCAAUAUUCCAUACCUUCUCCCGCUGCUAUUCCGAACUCAAGAGAGAACAGGAAAGACUGCAGAGUCGUUUGAUGAGGUUAAAAGAUGCCAAUCAGUCUGGUGAAAGUGAUACAUUCAAUGAUACAGACAGUUUGGUCUCGGAGGACACUUACAAAUAUUUUUACAAUGGCAAAUGAAUUCUAGUUAAAGGACAAUGGAACCAUUAUUAUAUGGAUGACAUUUAUAUUGUCCCAGGUAUUUUUAGAAGAAGAGCAAUGCUCACAUCCUGAAUGUGACUUUUUUUCCGAAGGGCAACCAAAAUAAAGUCAGAAUGCUUACAAAAACUGGAUAAAAUAAGUAUACUUUGGCCGACAAAAUGGCCAAUUAUAAAAGUGUUACCAAGAUAUGUAUGAAGGAGGACCAUGGAAUAUAUAAACAAUAUUUAUACAUUUUUUUCAAACAGAAACUUCGAAAUGAACAGUAUAUUAGUGAUAUUAUCUUUAUUUUACUUUAACAGGAUUUUGUACAAAACAAGCUUAACGAAGUGAGACAAUUUAAAAUAGCAAUUUAGCAGGUGAAACCUUUAUGAUUAUAUUUUUUGGAAUGUAUGACUAUUAAAUAUAUACUGUAGUAUACAGACUCUUUUUUAGGGAAAGCCAGAGACAUAUAUCUAAUUGAUAUAUCAGUGAAUGUCGGUAUGGCUGGUAAAUGGGCUGCUGACAUAGGCUGAAUAUAGUGCCUGCAGCAGAUGGAGCAAAGUACUAGAGGCUUGACAUUGCUCCAUUUUACAAAGGUACAUCUCUCACUUGUCACCUACAACUUAAUACCUCUCCAUCCUCAAUGGCACUUCCUGUGAACAAUUGAAUCUAUGGUGCCCAAUUGCGUAAGAGCGUGUGAGAUGUAUAUCAUUUGUGUACUCUAGCUUCAGUUAUUCAUGUUUUGGGACUUUACAUUUGCACCAUGUGGAAAGUAUUCAUAUAUAUCAUUUUUAUGAACAUAAUAUUGAUUAAGCAUCUUAUUUAUUAUACAUUGCACUUCGCUCUAAGCACAGAGGAGAAACCAGAUUCUUAGGUGACUUUUUUCUGCCGUAAUCUUAUUGUUUCAACAUUACCUAUUGGCCCUUUUUGUGAGU
Xenopus laevis (African clawed frog) is the source of this 2973-nucleotide messenger RNA. RefSeq names its product potassium voltage-gated channel subfamily G member 4 (gene kcng4.L). Gene Ontology annotation, biological process: potassium ion transmembrane transport; monoatomic ion transport; transmembrane transport. Gene Ontology annotation, molecular function: potassium channel regulator activity; monoatomic ion channel activity; delayed rectifier potassium channel activity. NCBI's taxonomy places the organism in Eukaryota, Metazoa, Chordata, Amphibia, Anura, Pipidae. The record is from RefSeq and is a predicted model, not a curated record. Gene Ontology annotation, cellular component: plasma membrane; voltage-gated potassium channel complex; membrane. The coding region runs from base 518 to 2038 and encodes 506 amino acids. The transcript has 3 exons.